Messenger RNA from Chaetomium strumarium, 2263 nucleotides. Its product is annotated as major facilitator superfamily domain-containing protein. NCBI's taxonomy places the organism in Eukaryota, Fungi, Ascomycota, Sordariomycetes, Sordariales, Chaetomiaceae. Bases 324 to 2192 code for a protein of 622 amino acids. Gene Ontology annotation, cellular component: plasma membrane. The transcript is spliced from 2 exons. Gene Ontology annotation, biological process: transmembrane transport. Gene Ontology annotation, molecular function: transmembrane transporter activity. The record is from RefSeq and is a predicted model, not a curated record.
GGAGGAGGAAAGAAGAAAAGAAAAACAGCGGUUAUUAUUAUGAGAAUUGACUUUUGAUAGCGCUCGUCUCUGCGCCUACUGAACACGGUAACCGUGAGGAAGGAGCGGUAUAACUCACCCUAUCGUGUGCGGAUGUGGCCGGCCUCGGCCCACCAGACCCUGGCGAUCGAAGUCAUGACGUCGCAAGGUAACGGCCUCGGCGGUAAGGGUUGUACACCGACCAAGUUUUUCAAUGCCCGCUUGAAUCAAAAAUAUAUAAAGUCGUCCGCAUAUUCUCAGCGCGCGAAAAUAGUAAGGUCCAUUGGCAAUGACUGGUUUGCAAGAUGGCGGAUCUCAAGCCCGAAUCCGAGUUGCACCGACCUUCCGGCGCACAGCGAUCCGACGGUGGUUCAUCCCAUGAACGAUCGACCUCCACCCACGAGACCGACAACCCUAGGACGACGACCACCAACACCACACUCCCGGACGAUGGCGACCUCAUCACUUCCGACACCGAAGACGACGACGACGACGACGACGAGGACGAGGAAGACUAUGACGGCUACCGCCCCACACGUCUCGACAUCCGGCGCUCGCGCUCCCGCACCGGCAGCAGUACUACGACAGCCACCACGGCCACGGGGCCCCGCCAACGCCCAGGGACGGCCGGUAGCGGAGGCGGCCUGCGGCGCACCACGACCCUCCUCUCGCGCAUCCGCUCCCGCCCGCAAACGGGCCUCCCGCAGUUCACGCACCCGCUCUCCCACGUCCCGACGGGGCCCGACUUCCUCGUGGACUUCGACGGGCUCGCGGAUCCGUACAAGCCGAUGAACUGGCCGCUGAAGAAGAAAAUCGUCACCACCCUGCUGUACGGCACGGUCACCAUGACGGCGACGUGGGCGUCGUCGUGCUACAGCGCGGGCACGGCGCAGAUCGCGCGCGAGUUCCACGUCGGCUCGCAGGUGGCCGUGCUGGGCACCUCGCUGUUCCUGGUCGGCUUCGGCGUCGGCCCGCUGCUGUGGGCGCCGCUGAGCGAGGUGUACGGGCGGCGGCUGGCCGUGCUGCCGCCCAUGUUCGUGGCCGGGUGCUUCAGCUUCGCGAGCGCGACGGCCAAGGACUUCCAGACGCUCAUGCUGACGCGAUUCUGGGGCGCCUUCUUCGCCAGUGCGCCCGUCACGAACACCGGCGGCGUGCUGGGGGAUUUGUUCGGCCCGGCCCAGAGGGGCAUUGCGAUGGCCGGCUAUGCCAUGGCUGUUGUGGCGGGGCCGGCGUUAGGUCCGAUUGUCUCUGCUGCUCUGGUCAUCCAGCCGGACCUUGGCUGGCGCUGGACGGAGUACCUUGCGGGCAUUCUUCAGAUGUUUAUCCUCCUCCUGGCAGUGGUCUUCAUCGACGAGUCCUACCCCCCGAAACUGCUCGUCUACAAGGCCCGCCGGCUACGCGUCGAGAGCGGAAACUGGGCGCUCCAUGCCAAGUUCGAGGAAUGGGAUGUCAGCAUUGUCGAGCUGGCCCGCAAGUUCCUGGUGCGUCCCGUCCAGCUGCUCUGCACCCCGAUCUGCUUCCUUGUGGCGCUCUAUGCGAGCUUCUGCUACGGGAUCCUGUACAUGCAGCUCGGCUCGAUCCCCAUCAUCUUCAGCGAGAUCCGGGGCUGGUCGCAGCUUGUGGCAACGCUGCCCUUCUUGUGCAUCUUCAUCGGCGCCGUCCUGGGAUGCGGCUUGAACGUGUAUAACCAGCUACUCUACAACAAGGCGUACCAUGCUGCGGGGAACCGAGCUGUGCCGGAGCGACGAUUGCCGCCCAUGAUGCUCGGCGCUGUUCUCUUUGCAGGCGGACAGUUCCUGACAGGCUGGACGGCGAAUCCGCAGAUCCACUGGAUUGUCCCAUGCAUUGGGCUCGUCAUGCUAGGCACUGGUUUCUUCACCAUCUUCCAGGCGGCGCUCAAUUACCUGGUUGACACCUUCACCAAGUAUGCCGCCUCGGCCGUCGCCGCCAACACUUUCCUGAGGUCGUGCUUUGCGUGCGCCUUCCCACUGGUCGUGGGCCCUUUGUACCACAAUCUCGGUGUUGGGCCCGGGUCGUCCAUUCCAGCAGGAUUUGCUACGCUGUUGAUACCCGUGCCCUUUGUGUUCUUUACGUACGGGAAGAGGAUCAGGGCUGGUUCCAAGUGGUCGCGGCCCUCUGUUCACUACGGCGCGAAUGAGAAGCGGGAAGUUUGAUACAUGAUAGAAUAGAUACCCCUUAGUAUAUAAUGCUAUUUGAUCCCUUCAAUAUUUUUGACGGAGCAUGG